UCUCCCUCGCCAUCCAGAUGCUCUUCAUCACUUCUGUUAAGGGCUGCCCUGCAGCAGCAGCAUUUUGCAGCGUGCCAUGAUACUACUGCACUCACAGCUGUCUGUGCACUUCGCCCAGAGUCCGCGCUCUCCCUCCUCCUGGCAGCCGUGUCCUUUCCCUUCCCUUAUCCAAACCUGCUUCAGUGGGGCUGCCCCCGCCGCCUUCAGCGUGGCUGCCGCAGCUCCCCUCCCUGCGCCAUGUGCCACCGCCGUCCUUCCCUGCGCGCUGCGCUGCUCGCUAAGGACAUGCUGUGGCACAGCUGUCUGCCUCCUCUGCUGCAGUCAGGCAGGAUGGCGGAAGCAGAGUUGCACAAGGAAAGGCUCCAAGCCAUAGCAGAGAAAAGGAAAAGGCAGACAGAAAUAGAAGGCAAGAGACAACAGCUUGAGGACCAGAUACUUCAGCUGCAGCAUUUCAAGUCAAAAGCUCUUCGGGAAAAAUGGCUGCUACAGGGAAUUCCUGCUGGCUCUGCAGAAGAGGAAGAAGCCAGAAGGAAGCAGUCAGAAGAGGAUGAGCUGAAGGUGAAAAAGCUGGAAGAAAACAUACACAGACUGGAACAAGAAAUACAGAAAUUAGAAAGUGAAGAAUCACAAAUAUCUGCCAAAGAACAAAUAAUUUUGGAGAAACUAAAGGAGACUGAGAAAUCCUUUGACAACUUGCAAAAGAGUUUCUCCCACCAGGAUGGUGAUGCAGUAAAUUACAUUUACUCCCAGAUCCCUGAACUCCCAACCCUCUAUUCACGAACAGCAGAGCCAGUUCCUGGGUGGGACGGAUCAAGCAGAGUAGCUGCUUUGUGCACCAUGGAAAUUAAUGUGGAGAAAGACAAACAGACAGGAGAGACCAAGAUUGUCUCUGCUUCACCUGUUGGCCCAGAUGAGGCCCAUCAAAGAGGAUUCAAAGUCUAUGAUGAUGGUUCCAAGGUAGUCUAUGAGGUUCACUCUGGUGCCACAGUGGUAGAAAAUGGAGUACAUAAAUUAAGCUCAAAGGACGUAGAUGAACUUAUGCAAAAAGCUGGACAAUCAAGUGUAAAAGGAGGGUAUGAAACAAUGACUGUGUCAGACAAAAAUGUGGUAGCCGAUGGAAACCUUAGCCAUAUGAAGGAGCAAAUGCUCUUCAAGGAGGCAAAGCUAGAAAUGGUACACAAAUCCGGCAGAGGACGUGCUGUGAACCCUCAGCCACAAGACAAACCCUGUGGUGGUGAGACCCCAGAGCCCAGUGCAGAUCAGCCGGUGACAAUGAUAUUUAUGGGCUACCAGAACAUCGAUGACGAAGAGGAGACAAAGAAAGUGCUGGGCUAUGAUGAGACCAUCAAGGCAGAGCUUGUGCUGAUUGAUGAAGACGACGAGAAGUCACUGCGGGAGAAGACAGUGACUGAUGUUUCCACCAUGGAUGGGAACGCUGCAGAGCUGGUCUCUGGCAGGCCCCUGUCAGACACGACAGAGCCCUCCUCUCCUGAGGGGAAGGAAGAGAGCCUGCCCUUGGAAGCUGCCCCAGGUGCAGGAGGAUUGGCUAUGCUGCUGAGGGACCCAUCGGGACCAUGCUCCUGUGAAAGUUCUGAAGCCAAGGAGGGUGCAGGGAAAUCUUCCAGAAUCCCUGAGGAUGACAUCAGGUUAAGAAAAAACAGAGACCAAAACAGUGCCAAUUUCUUGGAGCCAUCUACUGUGCUUGCUACAAAGGAAGAGAAAAUGGAAAUUGAAGUUCCAGUUUCUGAACAUAAAAGCAUCACCACAGUGGCUUCACCACAUCCCAUAGACAAUCCGACCCACUUCUUUUCACCUGCUUCCAGCCGAAAUGGACUUAGGGAUAGGCAUGAAUCUCUGGACAGUGAAGUUGCUAAAGAGAUCAGAUACCUAGAUGAAGUGCUGGAGGCAAAUUGUUGCGAUUCUGCUGCAGACAGUACAUUUAAUGGGACAUCCUCCCCUGAACCAAGUGCAGUCUCCAUUAUGGAUGGUUCAGGAGCAUCUGCUAAUGUCAAUAAAGAGUCAGUAUCUAGUGAAAGGGAAGAAAAUGUAGCAGACAAGCAGGUGUCCUUGGAGGUUGAGCCAUGUGAAGCUAAUAUAACAGAUGAGAACCUGAAAUCUAAUGGCCAUUCCUUGGGUGGUCUGAAAGAAGAUACUAGAGAGAGUCUGAAGGUGCCAGGAAGUCCCACUUCUUCAAACAGUUCUAGAAGAUCCUCUAAGGAUGGAGAAACAACUCUUACAACCCUUAAGAAAGAGGCAAAGUUUGAACUGCGAGCCUUCCACGAAGAUAAAAAGCCCUCAAAGCUCUUUGAAGAUGAGGAAGAGAAGGAAAAAUACAGAGUCCGCAAAGUGAGACCAUCAGAAGAAAUGAUGGAACUUGAAAAAGAAAGAAGGGAACUCAUUAAGAGCCAGGCUGUCAAGAAAAACCCCAACAUUGCUGCCAAAUGGUGGAACCCUCCUCAGGAGAAGCCCCUGGAGGAUCAACUGGAUGAAGAGCAUCUGGAGUCUCACAAGAAGUACAAGGAGCGCAAGGAGAGGCAGCAGCAGCAGCAAGGUGCAACACCAACAUCCCCCAAACAGGUCAGCUGCUCCUUUGUAUCCCCAGAGCCAGUCAAUGUCAAGAAAGAAGAUAUUGUCACAGAGCAAAUUGACUUCUCAGCUGCCAGGAAGCAGUUCCAGCUGAUGGAGCAUUCAGGUCCAUCUCAGGGUCAGGCCCCACCAAGGCGGUCAGUAACACCCAAAAUGUUCUCUGUCAAACCCUUCUACAAAAGCCUCAAUUCUCCUUAUGUGGACAGGCCGAUGUCGUCUGUGACGAGACCCGUUUCAGUGUGCGGGCAAGCUGGACAGCUUGAGGGUAACAACACCGCGGUUGUCAAAGCACAGAAAGUCUCCUGUAGCUCAGAAGAUGACAAAAGCACUCAGGCUACCACAGUUGACACAGCAAGAGACCUACCUUGCAGUGAUAGCCCCAGAGCUGGACCAGCUUCAAAACUGUGGGCAGAGGAUGGAGAAUUCAUGAGUGCAAGGGCGGUCUUCACAAUGGUGAAGGAUGAGGGACAGGGAAUUCUAGAUCACUUCCCAAAGUCAGGCAGUGCCUCUUCGCCGCCAGAGGAGCUUGACUCUGGUUUGGAUGACUUGUCUGUCAGGUCUCAGGACACCACCGUCUUGGAGACCCUUUCCAAUGACUUCAGCAUGGAUAACAUAAGUGACAGUGGUGCCUCCAAUGAGACCAUGAGCGCCCUGCAGGAAAGUUCUCUAGCAGAUUUCUCUCUGCCACAGACCCCGCAGGCCGAAACUCCUGCAGAGUGCAGGGCUGAAGGCAUCUCCAAGUCUUUCAGUGACCCAGGCUGUGAUUCGCCUUCCUCUGCCUUGGCAGACUCCAUGCUGAUGGACGACCAGCUGGACUACCACGCUGGCCUGCUGGUACAAAAUGCCAUCCAACAAGCCAUAGCUGAGCAGGUGGAUAAAGGAAACCCAAAGGAAGAAGAAAUCCCAGCAGAGAAAGAGGUCUCAGCCAAAGAGCAGCCAGCCAGCACUGGGCCAGCUCCAGCCUCCAAGGAGCAUCAGAACCCAACGUUUGAGCCACCCCAGGUGUCUUCACCAGUUCAAGAAAAAAGGGACACCAUACCAAAGACUUCAAAAGAGGAAGACAUAGGACUCAGGGAAGGGAAGAGUUUGCAGCAGUCACCCAUGUAUUCAGCCAGCCAGCCAUUCCUUGUGGAAGAAAACAGGCAUGAAGUCAGCUAUUUCAGCAAAUAUUCAGAGGCAGCAGAGCUUCGGAGCACCGCCUCCAUCCUGGCCACACAGGAGCCCGAGGUGACUGUGGGCCCUUUCAAGUUACGGUCGAGGAAACAGCGGACUUUGUCGAUGAUCGAAGAAGAGAUCAGAGCUGCCCAGGAACGAGAAGAGGAGCUGAAGAGGCAGCGGCAGGGUUUGCAAAUGGCACCGAGCCCUGUUACAAAGAGUGCACCACCCAUGCCCACCAGAACCGUGUCUUACAAAACUGCACCAGGGAAGAUAGAGAAGAUCAAGCCUCCUCCAUCCCCCACCACAGAAGGCCCUGCCUCACAGCUGGACCCUCCACCCGAGGAGUCUGCAGGAGCCCAGCGACCCAAGAACCUGAUGCAGACCCUCAUGGAGGAUUAUGAAACGCACAAGACCAAGAGACGGGAAAGGAUGGACGACAGUGCGUACACCUGUAAAUUACUGUCUAGCAAGGUUACUUCUGAGGUCCUCGAGGCAACCAGGGUGAACCGCAGGAAGAGCGCUCUGGCGUUGCGCUGGGAAGCUGGCAUUUAUGCCAACCGAGAGGAGGACGAGUAACCACACUGCAGUGUGAAGACAGCAGCCAGGCAUGCCAGAACCAAAAAAAAAGAGAAAGGAAGAAAGGAAAAAAAAAAAAAGCAAACACAAAAACCCACCAUGAAAGCAGCAGCAUUUUAGUCCAAUAUUUAUUAAAAACACAACAAACUCGAUGCACAUAGACACAGAAAUGAUCCAGCUCCUGGCAAUCCUAAAACUACAGGAAAAAACACACCUAGAAAACAGCCCCUUCUUCUUCCCUCCAUCUCCCCUCUGAAAUAAUGCAAUGGAGAGGGUGCAGGGGGUGGGAGCCCUUGGGGGUGGGCACAAGAGGUGAUUGCGCCCAUGGACCAGAUAGGCUGCAGGCAUGUGUCAGGAAGUCAUUCGUGGAGGAGUCUGCAGCCAGGGCUCACACCUGUAUUUCUCGCUGACUGAAUUGCCAGCCCUGCUUGCCCCCAGGACCAGGGUCCACCCAGCAGCUCCUGUCAGAACCUCCUGCAGUUCCUUCGCCUCCCACAGCUGCUGCGCAAGACCGUCAGCAUUAAUCCGGCAUACUCUUAUCCAGCACACAAAGAUACUGCCCUCUGUUCUGUUUCUUUGAGGAGACUGAAGGGUUGGGUUUGGGAUUGGGUUGGUUGUUUUUGGCAGGGGGGGGGUUCUGCUCCCCUUUCUAGUAAUUUAUCUGUUUAAAACAAGAAAAACCCAACAAACAGGGAGGCAGUUACUGCAAAAGUACAAUCCAGCAAACUCAGUCAAACAAUCCUUGUGUUGCAAACACAAGCCAUCACAAUUUAGGAGUGGAAUAGAUGGGGAUGAGAGCUAAGCCAAAUGGAUUACCUUAGCUUUAGGAUCCUAUAUGCUUGCAAUAUCACCUGAACUCCAGGUUCUCAGAGCAUAUUUACGCAACAAAGUUUCUAAGUAGAAAAUCUGUAUUUAGCGGAUGACAACUAUUUUUUGAUGGUGGGGUGGGAAAGAAUGGCAUAUGUGUAAAAUCUUUGAAGAUGGAUAAUUUGAAGUAGAAAGGUAGUGGGAAAGGGAUACAAAUAAAGGACAUUUAAUUUUUAAAUGAGGCAAUAAAUGAACUAAGCCAGACUCUGGCCUAGAAAGAGGUAUGAAAUAAAGAAGAAAGAGAGUUAUGUCUUCAACUAUAUUUAUACAACUUAAAAAGCCUUUGAAGUAGAGUGCUUUGUGGAAGUCUUCACGUUUCCAGGCAACAAAAAAGCUAAAGGGCAAAAUGAAUUAGAAGGAAUGAGCAAGGAAGAGCAGACAAGGGAAGAAAAUAUUAUUUUAGCUGUUCAGCCAGUGUUUUCAGUGCUACAAGCAAACCAUAGAGCCUUUAGUUAUUGCUUAGGCUUGGGAUCAGCAGUGAAGGAUUAGUGUGGAUGUGUUUGUGUGUGUGUGUGUGUGUGUGUGUGUGUGUGUGUGUGUGUGUGUGUGAAUGUGUGGGGGAGUGUGUGGGGGAGUGCAUGGGGCUGGCAUACCACAAAGUGUAUGGCAGUGCGUGUACUGAUUAUUUUCUCCACAGCUGUUUACCAGCUAUAGGGGUGAGUGCUAUUUUUUUUUUUUUUUCCGAAAGGGGAUAUAAAAAUAAGGCACUGAGUUAAUGCAGUAUUUGUGAUAUUAAAAUUUGACCCAACAUGGUAUUUGCAUGAGUCACAAUUGCAAAGUAUUGACCAGUUUUGUAAGCUGACGAUUAGGAAAAGAAAUGUGGUAUUUAUUCUUGUGCUUCGUAUUUGUAUGUAGUAUAGAGGCUGCGGGUUUACUCCUUCUUAUCACCAAGCAAUACAAUAGGAAUAUUUUACAACUGGGAACCAUAAUUUCUGGACUAGAAACCAAAAAAUUUGGGAGGUGAUGGGGAAAAAAGACACCAAACCUUUUUUCUCUAAAAAAUAUUUUUUCUUUUUUUAUAAUCAAUUAUUAUUUCAAUAACUUCUAAAAAGUCAUCAGCCACAAUACUGUGUCCUCUCUAAGCCAUUCCUUGGUUUCAUGACCUUCUGUGCUGUUUUAUCCUGAAACAGUGAGAUCAUUUAAAAUGAGUACCAAUACUGUGAACAUACUUGUGGUGCUUUUUUUAAAUAAACACAGAGCUUGCAACCAAAUUAUUCACCACUACCACCACCCUUCAGUUCCUCCAGCUUGUGAUUUCUGUCCAUGGACACUUAUAAUUUUCAGGCUUACUUUCAGGGAACUGUAGUAAAUACAUUUAGAUUGACUCAGUUCUUUCCAUUUCUGGAAAGUGCUGGAAAGUCUGUAAGUGCUACUGAACUGAAGAAAACCUGCUGAACCGAGAAUUCACUGUGAUGAGGGCAGCGAGUUUACCUCAAGGAGAGCCACCAUGGGGAGGUUACUUACAUGCCUGUGAAGGAGUUAUGUAUCUAAUGAAGUGGACCUGUUUUUCAGGCAUGGCAGUCAAGGGUGAAUCAAGGGUAAUUCCUGUCUCAAGGCAGGUUGUUACCACACAGCUGUAGGAAAAGCACCAGCACCAGUGCAGCACUGGUGAGACCAUAUGUCACAUAGCUGCAGAUGUGAGCUCCACACACCUGUGUCAAGAGGAUUCCUGGCCUUUGGGGAGAGCUUAAGGGAGAAAAUAUAGUUUUCUCAGAAGAGGAGAUGGCCUCUCUCAUGUGGUGGUCUUGCAUUAAUCAGAUUUUUAUUACCCCAGUAUUUGCUCCUGAAAGCUGGGUCAGCCCUGGACUACCUUCCCAGGAACUUGCAUCUUUAUUUUCUUUAGUAUGUACGUUUGUUUUUCCCUCCAGCUUUCUCACUGGAAGCCAGUGACAAUAAUCACCUAUCAUAAGACAUCUUUUCAUGCUUUGUUCUCUGUGAUAGAAACAUUUGCUUUCAGCCCCUGCAACAAAAAUAUUUCAGUCCAGGACAGGCAGAGUUUUCACCCAGCAGUUUUUCUCUUCCAGAAAUUAUGGACACUUAUAGUCAGCAGCACAUUUAGUGCUGUGGUAACAAGAGUGAGAUGCAGUUUACUUGCCUCUGUUAUUUCAUUUGCAUGCUACCAAGCUUAGGUGUUUAUAAGUAUACGGCAGUAAUACAUAUCUAUCUAUAUAUGAUUAUAUCAAAUGCAACAAAAGAGCACUAUUGCAGAGUUAACUUUGUCUCCACAAAAGAAAUGCUCAGAUCCUUUCCCGUGGCAAAGACUGGUUUUAAUGAAACUGUGUAUUGAAAAAUAGUUAAGCAUUAGCAUUUGUGAUGAUAAUGGGUUUGAGGUUACAGUGCUGGUUUUCUGAACAAUUUGUUUUUAAAGCUGCUGAUUUGGGCUUCAUCUUGCUCUGUACUGACAUUUUUGAGGGAAAAUAGAGUAGUAUUGACAUGUUUGGCAAUCAAAAGGCAGCAUCUUUGUCAUGACUUACCAACCAGUUUCAACAAUACCUGGCUUUCUGUAUGUUAACCACUUAAAUGUUAUCCUGCUUCUGUUUUAUAGUGACUGUGAGGCCUACAAUGCAAGUAUAUAAUUAUUUUCUCAUUAAAAUAGAAACCUGUGUUGUGUUUCUAUAAAA
Passer montanus (Eurasian tree sparrow) is the source of this 7808-nucleotide messenger RNA. RefSeq names its product PALM2 and AKAP2 fusion (gene PALM2AKAP2). The coding region runs from base 238 to 4320 and encodes 1360 amino acids. Gene Ontology annotation, cellular component: membrane. The transcript is spliced from 13 exons. Gene Ontology annotation, biological process: regulation of cell shape. The record is from RefSeq and is a predicted model, not a curated record. NCBI's taxonomy places the organism in Eukaryota, Metazoa, Chordata, Aves, Passeriformes, Passeridae.